AUGGGCAAGGUUAACAAGCCUCAACUAUCUUUGUCAAGGUUGAUCAAGUAUACCAAGGGGAAGGAAGGUAAACCUGUUGUGGUUGUGGGUACUGUAACUGAUGAUAUCCGUGUGUAUGAUGUUCCAGCCAUCAAAGUCACCGCACUUAGGUUUACAGAGACUGCAAGGGCAAGAAUUGAAAAGGCUGGUGGAGAAUGCUUGACAUUCGAUCAGUUACCUCUUAGGGCCCCUUUGGGACAAAACACGGUUCUUCUUAGAGGUCCAAAGAAUGCUCGUGAAGCAGUCAAGCACUUUGGUUGUGCUCCUGGUGUUCCACACAGCCACACCAAACCGUAUGUGAGAGCAAAGGGAAGGAAGUUUGAGAAGGCCAGAGGAAAGAGGAACAGUCGAGGAUUUAGAGUUUGA
Molecule: messenger RNA, 405 nt
Organism: Lathyrus sativus (Indian pea)
Lineage: Eukaryota; Viridiplantae; Streptophyta; Magnoliopsida; Fabales; Fabaceae
Source: the annotation of a GenBank genome assembly